Sesamum indicum (sesame) is the source of this 1816-nucleotide messenger RNA. RefSeq names its product beta-caryophyllene synthase. Lineage: Eukaryota; Viridiplantae; Streptophyta; Magnoliopsida; Lamiales; Pedaliaceae. The record is from RefSeq and is a predicted model, not a curated record. Gene Ontology annotation, molecular function: terpene synthase activity; magnesium ion binding. Gene Ontology annotation, biological process: diterpenoid biosynthetic process.
AAGAAUAUUAGCACAAACACAAAAGACCAUCAGAAGUAAAAUGGAGUUUGGUUCAUCGAAUUCUCCUGAAAAACUCAAUUUAGAUGAUGUUCGUCGAUCAGUAAAAUAUCAUCCGAGCAUUUGGGGAGACCAUUUCUUGACAUAUGCAUCUACGGAAAUCUGUGUUGAUGAAGAGAAAGAACUUCAAAGACAAAAAGAACUGGUGAAGAGAGUGCUGGUCCGAGUGCCUCAUCAUUCAUCUCACAAAUUAGAACUAAUUGACUCAAUUCAACGCCUUGGUGUGAGCUAUCAUUUUGAAGAAGAAAUCGGCAAAUCCUUACAGUACAUGCAUGACACUUACUUAGAGUGCUGUAACAAGGACAAUGAUCUUCGUACUGUUGCUCUUCGUUUUCGUUUACUUAGACAACAAGGUUACCGUGUGUCUUGUGACGUGUUCAACAAAUUCAUAGAUGAUCAAGGAAAUUUUAAAGAGUCGAUAAUGGAAGAUGUUGAAGGAAUGUUAGAGUUAUAUGAAGCAGCACAUCUUGGAGUACACGAGGAGGACAUUCUUGACAAAGCACUGCACUUCUCUUCCUCUCAUCUCGAGUCAUUGGCGCCCCACAUGACCAGCUCUCAUUCUGCACUAGUUGACGAAGCCCUCAAGUUCCCAGUUCGCAAGAAUUUGACCAGACUGGGAGCCAGAAAAUUCAUUUCUGCGUAUCAAGAAGAUGAAUCACACAACGAAAUACUAUUGAAUUUUGCGAAAAUGGACUUCAAUAUAGUACAGAAAAUACAUCAGAAGGAGCUAAGUGAUCUAACAAGGUGGUGGAAGGAUUUAGACUUCAAGAACGAAUUACCGUUUGUAAGAGAUAGGAUGGUGGAAUGUUACUUCUGGGCAUUGGGCGUAUAUUUCGAACCGCAGUACCAAGUUGCUAGGAAAAUACUGGCAAAAGUAAUUGUCUUGGCCUCCACAGUUGAUGAUAUUUAUGAUGUUUACGGAACCUUACAUGAACUCAAAAUUUUCACACAUGCCAUCCAAAGGUGGAAUAUUGACGCCUUGGCAGACCAAUACAUGAGAAUUUGUUACAAAGCGCUUUUAGAUGCUUAUAUCGAAAUGGAAGAGCUGGAAGGAAUUGAAAUGCCAGACAAAACAAAAUAUGCAAAACAAGAGAUUCAAAAAAUGAUCGGGGCUUACUUUGAGGAGGCGAAAUGGUUGUACAACACGCAUAUUCCAACCUUGGAAGAAUAUAUGAAAGUCGCAAUUGUGUCCUCCGGUUAUAUAAUGGUGGCGUCGACUUCCUUAAUUGGCAUGGGGAAUUCAGUAACGAAGGAAGAUUUCAAUUGGGUUUCUGGUAAACCGAGAAUAGUUGAGGCGUCCUCAAUAAUUGCUAGACUAAUGGACGAUAUGGCCGGACAUGGGCUUGAAACAAAAAUCUCAGCGGUGGGAUGCUACAUGAACGAAAAUGGUGCAUCGAGAGAGGAGGCGUUCGAGGAAUUUCAGAAACAAGUUUCGAAAGCAUGGAAGGAUAUAAAUGAAGAAUGCCUUCGUCCAACCGCAGUUUCAGAGCCGAUUCUCGUUCGUAUCUUGAACCUAGCUCGUGUCAUACAUCUUCUCUAUCGAGAUGGAGAUGGAUAUACAAAUACAAAUACUAUGAUAAAAAAUCUUAUAAAAUCAGUGCUCAUCCAACCAGUGGCAAUUUAAAGUUUCAUAUAAGAUAAUUAAUAUUAAUGAUCUUGUUUUAUCCAUCCUUUACUUGAAUUUAUGUUGAAAAAUUCCAAGCUUAUGAAAAUAAAUGUACUUCUAGAGUUCGCCGUUCGUAUAUUUAAAUUUGUAUCG